UUGUCCUCCUUGGUCCUCUGUUUUCUUCUUCUGUGAUGCUAUUUCCCCCUAAUUCCAAAAGGAUUAGUUUUCUUCUUCUGUGCCCAUAAUUCUACUGUCUUCCAAUCUUUUAUUCGAGUAAAUAUUCAAACCUCAUUUCAACAGUUUUUCAUCUCAAAUAAGAAGGAAGUUGCUUGUUCUUUUCUGUUUUUUUUUCUUUAAAUAGAGAUUGUGGGUGUCUUGCUUCAUCAUCAUCAUCAUCAUCAUCAUCUUCUUCUUCUUCUUCUUCAUAAGCUUCUGUUUCUUAUCGGGACAUGUUGACAAGAAGAAUUCCUCAAAAAAUUUCCACCAGAGGCAUGUUUAUGAAGCUAGUAAGCAAUUUUAUCAAGCCGCAAUGGGGGGUUGGAAGCUGUUCUUUCUUCACAUCUCGACCAGCAUCAUAUCUGCAAACCGCAUGUGAGGUGGCUUUUGAUACUGAAAGCAGGAGUGUGGAUGAAUAUGCUGAUGUGGAUUGGGAUAAGCUUGGUUUUCGUCUCAUGGAAACAGAUUACAUGUAUAUUAUGAAAUGUUGUCAAGAUGAUGAAUUCUCACACGGCCACCUCAAUCGAUAUGGGAACAUUGAGCUCAGCCCAUCUGCUGGAGUUUUGAAUUAUGCACAGGGUUUAUUUGAAGGAUUGAAAGCAUAUAGGAAGGUGAAUGGUAAUGGCUUCUUGAUUUUUCGACCAGAGGAGAAUGCUCGAAGAAUGCAGAUAGGUUCUGAUAGAAUGUGUAUGCCAUCUCCUUCUGUUGAACAGUUUGUUCAUGCUGUGAAACAAACAGUCUUAGCUAACAAGCGUUGGAUUCCACCUCCAGGAAAAGGUUCUUUAUAUGUUAGGCCAUUGCUAAUGGGAAGUGGCCCUAUAUUGGGCUUGGCACCUGCAUCAGAGUAUACGUUUUUGGUUUAUGCAGCACCAGUGGGAAACUAUUUCAAGGAGGGCUUGGCACCAAUAAAUCUGGUUAUUCAAGACGAAAGCUAUCGUGCAACUCCAGGAGGGACUGGUGCUGUAAAAACAAUUGCAAACUAUUCACCGGUUCUAAAGGCGCAAAUGCAGGCUAAGAAGAAAGGAUUUACAGAUGUUCUAUUUCUCGAUGCUGUUGACAACAAGUAUUUGGAAGAAGCUUCUUCCUGCAACAUAUUUAUCCGAAAGAAUAAUGUAAUAUCUACCCCAAUGGCACGUGGAACUAUCCUUGAGGGAAUCACACGUGCAAGCAUCAUAGAAAUUGCUCGUGACUUUGGUUAUGAGGUUGACGAAAGGUUGGUUUCUGUGGAGGACUUGACUGAUGCUGAUGAAGUCUUCUGCACUGGAACUGCUGUAGUAGUAGCUCCAGUAAACAGCAUAACUUAUAAAGGUCAAAGAUACAAAUAUAAUUGUGGAGAAGAUGCUGUAUCCAGAAAGCUAUACAAAUCCCUUACAGAUAUCCAAAUGGGCAUUGCUGAAGAUAAGAAAGGAUGGACGGUUGAGAUUGACUAAUACCUCCUGCAUAGUUGAUUUUGAAUUAUUUUCAUUAAAAAGAUUAAAAAAAAGGUAAAGAUUAAAGAGUCCACAGUCCUCGUUUGUCAUCUUAUCAGAAAUAUGGAAUAACUUUGUCCUUUUUGAUGGAAUACAAUAAGAAAGAUUUUUACCUGUUAGCACAA
Messenger RNA from Dendrobium catenatum, 1654 nucleotides. RefSeq names its product branched-chain amino acid aminotransferase 2, chloroplastic. Gene Ontology annotation, molecular function: branched-chain-amino-acid:2-oxoglutarate transaminase activity. Lineage: Eukaryota; Viridiplantae; Streptophyta; Magnoliopsida; Asparagales; Orchidaceae. Gene Ontology annotation, biological process: branched-chain amino acid metabolic process. Bases 294 to 1490 code for a protein of 398 amino acids. The transcript is spliced from 10 exons. The record is from RefSeq and is a predicted model, not a curated record.